GGUGAACGCAUUGGCCGUCACUUCACUCUUCACUCAAACAUUUGUGUUUUGUUUUGACUUUCAAUUCAUUUCAAUUGCAAUCAAACGUUCAAUCAUUCAAUCAUUUCAUCACUUAUUUGGCCAUCAAUUAGACCGUCGAUUGUAUCCAUGCCUUCAAUUUUUUGUAUGAUUUUUGGCAAAUGUUUGUGUCAUCCCAUUUGACAGUGAAAUAGCGAAAUAAAUGAUGGGAGGAAUCGGCGAGAAGAUUGUUGUGGUCUUGUGGGCAAUGAUUCCCUCAUUUGGUCUCUUUCUGAUGGUCUCUCUUGUAUUUGCAUCACUCGGUCUGUCCAUCGGUUUCCGAAAGUUUUAUAUUUAUAUACUUUUGACAGUAUUUGAGUUUGGCCGAAAACGCAUUGAAAGGGAGAAGAGAUUGAGUCGCGACGAAUUGGAGGAUAACUUUGAAACUGAAAAAUAUAAUGGUAUUAAUAGUCGAAGUAAUGGUUCCGUUGGUAACAACAUCGGCGGUGAUUUUGUCCGCAAUAAUAACGAGUCGGACAAAGACUCUAAACACCAGUCUAUGCAUGAAAUGGAGCUGAAGAUCGAGAAGAAAGAGUUUGAUUUGUCUGAUGGCAUGAAUUUUAUAAAACAGGGCAUUGAGGCCAUUGUUGACGACGAAGUCACCAAACGGUUCGCCGCCGAAGAACUGUUGUCAUGGAAUCUGUUAACGCGGACUAAUAAGAACUAUCAGUACAUAUCAUUGCGGUUAACGAUAAUGUGGGGCAUCGGAUGUCUUAUAAGAUAUCUGAUUUUGAUGCCAACGCGUGUCAUAAUAACGAUAAUCGGUGUGUUUUGGUUGGUUUUGUGUACAGCCAUUACCGGUUGUAUUCCCGACGGAAGACUUAAACGUUAUAUCUAUUGGAAUGUGAGUCUAAUGUGUUUCCGAAUCCUUUCGCGAGCCUUUUCGGGAAUCAUCACAUUUCAUGACAGACACAAUAUGGCCAAAGAGGGCGGCAUUACUGUCGCCAAUCACACCAGUCCUAUAGAUGUGGCGAUUCUUGCCUGUGAUAACUGUUACGCUUUGGUCGGCCAAAGACAGGGCGGCUUUUUAGGAGUACUUCAGAGAGCGUUAGCGCGAGCGACGUCUCACAUCUGGUUCGAGAGAUUCGAGAUCACAGACCGAGAACUGGUCACUCGACGGCUCAGAGAGCACGUGGAGGACCCCAAUAAGUUGCCGAUUCUCAUCUUCCCUGAGGGCACGUGUAUUAACAACUCAGCCGUUAUGAUGUUCAAGAAGGGCUCCUUUGAAGUCGGAGGUCGUAUAUAUCCCGUCGCCAUCAAAGUA
Medioppia subpectinata is the source of this 1321-nucleotide messenger RNA. Lineage: Eukaryota; Metazoa; Arthropoda; Arachnida; Sarcoptiformes; Oppiidae. The record is from the annotation of a GenBank genome assembly.